AUGGUUUAUGUAUUAAAGUUAUUGCAGAUCCUAGAGAUUAAUUAUUUUAUUUUUACUAAUACUUUACUAGAUGUAUGUACGUUAGUAAAGCUAUCCCUUGAAUAUUAUUUGUGCGUUUCUAAAAUUGUGGAACAAGCAGUUUAUAAUCAAAGAUAUUUUAGGCUGCUAAUCUCUUUAAUUAAAGAAGUGAACGAAUUUCACUCUUGCAAAUAAUUUCUUAUCUCCCAAAUCUUUGAUCAUCAGAUCUUCUAAUUGCUUUGGAGAAUUUAUUUCUAAACACAAUCUAUUCUUACCAAAUAAAAACCUCUUUUAUUAUAUGUAAUAGCCGUACAGAUACACUAAACUCAUAACAGAGAUAGCUAUUAUUAUACAAUUUAUGAAGCAGUAGUAGAACGUUAUAUAACUCUACUUAAAAUAAAGAAAUUUCGAAAUUCUGUAUAUGUACAAAGCAAUAAUUGCUAUCUUUUAUAUUAUCCAAAAUUAGUGCCUUUUGUAAAAUGGUAUGAAUCCUAAUUCAAGCACUUUUGA
Molecule: messenger RNA, 528 nt
Organism: Tetrahymena thermophila SB210
Lineage: Eukaryota; Ciliophora; Oligohymenophorea; Hymenostomatida; Tetrahymenidae
Exons: 1
Source: RefSeq, a predicted model, not a curated record